Molecule: messenger RNA, 504 nt
Organism: Solanum verrucosum
Lineage: Eukaryota; Viridiplantae; Streptophyta; Magnoliopsida; Solanales; Solanaceae
Exons: 2
Coding region: 1-504 (167 amino acids)
Molecular function (GO): nucleic acid binding
Source: RefSeq, a predicted model, not a curated record
AUGAAUGGAACUGUGGAAGCUGCUAAUAAGAACAUCAAGAGGAUACUGAGAAAGAUGAUUGACAACUACAAAUGUUGGCAUGAAAAUUUGCCUUAUGCUUUGCUAGAAGCAGUGAUACCAGCUGAAGUUGAGAUACCAUCUUUAAGGAUUGUUCAGGAAGCUGAAUUGAGUAAUGCCGAGUGGAUUCGUGAUCGAUAUGAGCAAUUAGCAUUGAUUGAUGAGAAAAGAAUGAGUGUUGUUUGUCAUGGUCAGUUGUAUCAACAGAGAAUGACUCGCGCUUUCAACAAGAAAGUAAGAGUUCGAACAUUUGAGGUAGGCCAAUUGGUGUUGAAACGCAUUUUCCCUCAUCAAGAGGAAUAUAAAGGGAAAUUUGCACCUAACUGGCAAGGACCGUAUGUUGUCCACAAAGUACUAUCAAGAGGAGCUUUGGUUCUAACAGAGAUGGACGGUCAGGUGUGGCGCAAAGCUAUCAAUUCAGAUGCCGUCAAGAGAUACUACAUUUGA